AUGAGAGGCAUUCAAACCUUGGCGGGCCUUCUCAUUUCCGGUUUAACCCUUUUAUUCUUUACAAACGUUGAAGCGAAAUCGGCUACCGGUGACCGUGUGCUAGUUUUAUUGGAUUCUCUAUCUGACAAAGAUACAUAUGCUCGUUUUUGGCAGCAGUUAGAAGUCUUUAAAUCUGCCGAUGAUCCUUCAACAAGUCUUCAGUAUUUCGGUCAAACUUUAUACCAUCAUAUUAUUCACUUCGCUCCCAAAUCUCCAAGAUUAACUCAGCAUCCUGGAUUAAAUAAUGUACAGCUCGUAGAUUUUGUAAAUAAGGGCGGCAAUGUUCUUGUUGCUACUGGCAUUGAUGCUAACGAUAAUAUUCGUGCUCUUGCCUCAGAAUUUGAUAUUGAUUUGGAUACUGAAACUGUAUAUAGCCACAACCAUUAUGACAGCGACCAUGAUAGAAUAGUUACCACGAAGUUUAUCGCACCCGAAACUAUCAUCGAUUCCCAAAAAGUGAAAGCGCCUGUUCUCUAUACUGGCACUGCUCUAUCAGUGGGCCGUCUUCCCCUCUCUACUGCCAUUUUAGCCGCCGAAUCCGACGCCUUUAUUUCCGAUAAUUAUAAUAUGCGUGCUAGAGCUACUGAUGAUGUUACAUUAGUGGGAGCAAUGCAAACCCGAAAUUCUGCUCGUGUGGCAUUUGUCGGAUCCCUCGACCUUUUCUCCGAUAAAUACUUCGAUGCUUCUGUCAAAGAAUUUGAUUGUUUAUCCUUUUACAGUUAUCAUGAAUCUGGUAACAAAGACUUUGUUGAACAGCUUACAAAAUGGGUAUUUCAAGAAAAGAGCGUUUUGAAAGUUGAAAAUCAGUCACAUCAUAGACAAAAUGACACGGAACAACGUGAUUGGUAUCGUAUUAAGGAUGAUAUUAUUUAUGAUGUAGAUAUUGUUGAGUACAGGGACGACCAUUGGGUACCUUAUACAGCCAAUGAUGUCCAAUUAGAGUUAAUUAUGUUGGAUCCAUAUAUCCGCACCACACUCAAGCAGGUCGAUGUUAAGGAAGUUGGCCGAUUCGAGGCCAACAUUCGUCUUCCUGAUGUAUAUGGCGUAUUCACGUUGAAGGUUAAUUACAAACGUCCUGGGUUGACAUAUAUACUAGCUGAGGAUCAAAUUUCUAUUCGACCUUUCAGACAUAACGAGUACCCUCGUUACUUAACUGCAGCAUACCCUUAUUACGCUGGUACAGGUUCAAUGAUGGUUGGGUUUAUUAUAUUUAGCGCCAUUUGGUUAGCCACAUGGGGCGCUCGUAUUGAUAAGAGUAAAAGUAAAAAGGCAGAGCACAAAGCCAAAGUCAAUUGA
Mycotypha africana is the source of this 1335-nucleotide messenger RNA. RefSeq names its product Dolichyl-diphosphooligosaccharide--protein glycosyltransferase subunit WBP1. Bases 1 to 1335 code for a protein of 444 amino acids. NCBI's taxonomy places the organism in Eukaryota, Fungi, Mucoromycota, Mucoromycetes, Mucorales, Mycotyphaceae. The transcript is spliced from 5 exons. The record is from RefSeq and is a predicted model, not a curated record. Gene Ontology annotation, cellular component: oligosaccharyltransferase complex; endoplasmic reticulum membrane.